AUGGCUCCUCCGCUGCAGGAUACCGGGGCGAGCGUUGGGAAGAAGAAGGUUGCGAACGGUGGCGAGGUCUGUUCCCGCCGUUUUUUCACCUGGGAGGAGGUGGCGCUGCGCAUGGGUCGGAUCCAGCCUUAUCUCCAGGAGCGGUGGCUGGUGAUCGACAGGAAAGUCUACGACAUCAGCAGCUUCUUCCAGCGGCACCCGGGAGGCGCCAGGGUGAUCAGCCACUAUGCCGGCCAGGACGCCACGGAUGCGUUCACAGCAUUCCACCUUCAGAAGGCUCAAGUGAGCAAAUUCUUGAAUUCACUGCUGAUAGGGGAGCUGGCCCCAGAUCAACCUAGCUCCGAGGCCAGCAAAAAUCAAUUGUUAAUGAAAGACUUCAGGGAGCUGCGGUCCACAGUUGAGAAGAUGGGACUUCUGAAGCCAAAUAGCCUCUUCUUUUUCCUGAUGUUCCUUCACAUCGUGAUUCUGGAUGUCGCUGCCUGGAUGACUAUCUGGUACUUUGGGUCAUCCUUAGUACCCUUCUUCAUAGGUGUUGCACUGAAUACUAUUGCUCAGGUCCAAAUGUCCUGGUUGCAGCAUGAUUUGGGGCACCUUUCUGUCUUUAGAACACCCAAGUGGAAUCAUGUGGGUCACAAGAUUUUCAUGUCCCUAUUGAAAGGACUGCCUUCCCACUGGUGGAAUAAUCUGCAUUUCCAGCACCACGCCAAACCUAACUGCUACCGCAAAGACCCUGAUCUCAACAUGCACCCCCUUGUAUUCGCUUUGGGGAAGAAACUGGCUGCAGAGCUUGGGUUGCAGAAAAAGAAGUUCAUGCCAUACAACCAUCAUGCCAUACAUGAAAGACUCCUGAUGCAACUGGCCAGAGCGUCGCCGCUGCGACUGCGCCUCACCCUUCACACGAGGAAACUUCUGCUGAGCACGUCCUUGUGCUUGGAAGCUGCUUCUCGAAAAGUAAAACGUGAGGCCUAUACGGCCAAAGGGAGCAUCUGCCCAGCCGCCCAUGCUGCUGCCAAAGGUCGCGAGCGCUCCCUGCUCAUUGCAGUUGCUGCCGCUCUGGUGAAGGCAGCCUGCGCCGGGCAGCGCUGGAGGGCGGGUUCGCGCCCGGGCAGCGCCGCCACCACACGCAGCAACACGCUGCCUGUGCUCCUCUGGGUCAGCGCUCUAGGCGACCGCCUUGUUCACCUAGUAGUAGCGGUGGCCCUGGAUGGAGCUCUUGGAGCCUAUUGCAUGGUGGGACAGAAACCUUUUCUCAGGGGAGGCCUCUAA
Messenger RNA from Elgaria multicarinata webbii, 1266 nucleotides. RefSeq names its product acyl-CoA (8-3)-desaturase-like. The record is from RefSeq and is a predicted model, not a curated record. Gene Ontology annotation, molecular function: oxidoreductase activity, acting on paired donors, with oxidation of a pair of donors resulting in the reduction of molecular oxygen to two molecules of water. Gene Ontology annotation, biological process: lipid metabolic process. Lineage: Eukaryota; Metazoa; Chordata; Lepidosauria; Squamata; Anguidae. The coding region runs from base 1 to 1266 and encodes 421 amino acids. Gene Ontology annotation, cellular component: membrane. The transcript is spliced from 3 exons.